Messenger RNA from Aedes albopictus (Asian tiger mosquito), 2234 nucleotides. RefSeq names its product integrator complex subunit 9 (gene IntS9). Gene Ontology annotation, biological process: snRNA 3'-end processing. Gene Ontology annotation, cellular component: integrator complex. The transcript is spliced from 4 exons. The coding region runs from base 191 to 2185 and encodes 664 amino acids. The record is from RefSeq and is a predicted model, not a curated record. Lineage: Eukaryota; Metazoa; Arthropoda; Insecta; Diptera; Culicidae.
GUGUGAGACAGGUGAGCGGAGCAAGUUGGAAAAGAAAACGAGAGAGAAACGUCACUUCAAGAAGGGUUUGUUUAUGUUUACUUUUGCUUGAAGCCGGCAGUCAAUGUUUUUUAUUAGAAAAUAUUAAAUUUUAGCGAAAAUAUUGUAAUAAAGUUUGUUUCAACACAUAUAUUCCAACAUUUUUGCAACAAUGAAGCUCUACGCUUUGAGUGGAGACCCAGCCAAGCCGUGCUACGUGUUGAGCAUUUCCGACCUGCUGAUUAUGCUCGAUUGUGGUCUAUCGGUCAGUUCGGUGCUAAACUUUUUACCGCUUCCACUGGUUCAGAGUGCCAAGUUUCAAUCGUUACUCAGUUGGAACUGUCGGGAUCCGGAAAUUCAACUGGAGGACGGGGAAAUCAAGGAAUGUUGCGGUUGCUCAUUUGUUAAUUCAGCGCCCGAGUUUAUCCCGCCUCUGGACAAGGUGAUCAAUUUCUCUGAGAUUGACGUUAUUCUGAUUUCGAACUAUACCAACAUGAUGGCACUGCCGUUCAUCACGGAAGGAACGGGUUUCACUGGCACAGUGUAUGCCACGGAACCGACUCUGCAAAUUGGACGGUUCUUCCUAGAAGAGCUGGUGGAAUACAUCGAAGCAUCACCCAAGGAAAAUACCGCAAGAGUUUGGAAGGAUAUCCAACAUUUGCUUCCGCCGCCUCUAAACGAUGUGUUCAAACCGAAAAAUUGGCGCCACCUGUUCAGCAUGGAUGCCGUGAACAAAAGCCUGGCUCGUGUGCAAAUGACUGGAUAUGACCAGAAGUUGGACAUCUUUGGAGCGCUUCAGGUUACUCCGGUAAGUUCGGGAUUUUGUCUUGGUUCGAGCAACUGGAUCAUCAAUUCUGGGCAGGAAAAAAUCUCCUACAUUAGCGGGUCGUCUACGUUGACUACGCAUCCACGGCCGAUCAACCAAUCGGCGCUGAAAUACUCGGAUGUGGUAAUUAUGACCGGGCUGACCCAGGCUCCGCACGUUAAUCCGGAUGGUAUGCUUGGUGAGCUGUGCAUGAAUGUGGUUAUGACUUUGCGAAAUGGUGGAUCGGUUCUCAUUCCUUGCUAUCCUUCGGGAGUGGUGUAUGAUCUUUUCGAAUGCUUAUCCUCGAGUUUGGAUAAUCAAGGAUUCUCGCAGAUUCCGAUGUUCUUUAUUUCACCGGUAGCAGAUAGCUCGUUAGCUUAUUCCAACAUUCUGGCGGAAUGGCUUUCUACGUCAAAGCAAAAUAAGGUUUACAUUCCGGACGAGCCAUUCCCUCAUGGAAGUUUGGUUAAAAAUGCCAAAUUGAAGCAUUUCAAACACAUCUAUUCGGAGGGAUUCAGCACUGAAUUCCGUCAACCUUGCGUCGUGUUUUGCGGCCAUCCCAGUCUACGUUUUGGAGACGCAGUCCAUUUUGUAGAACUAUGGGGCUCCAACCCGCAGCACACAAUCAUCUUCACGGAACCAGAUUUCCCAUACCUUCAGGCCCUGGCACCAUACCAACCCUUGGCUAUCAAAACCGUUUAUUGCCCAAUAGAAACAUCCCUCAACUUCCAACAAGCCAACAAGCUAAUCAAGGAACUGAAGCCAGGUGUCUUGGUUAUCCCAGAGAAUUACACUCAACCGCCGCCCAUCGCUCCUCACAAAACAGAUCUAGUGAUUGACCAAACACCAGACAAGAUGAUCAUCAAAUUCAAACGUGGAGAAGUGAUCAAACUUCCGCUAAAACGGAAACGAUCCCGUAUCUACCUGGACCCGCAGAUCGCUCGUUCGUUGGUGCCACACGAAGUCCAGCCCGGCGUGACCAUUUCCUCAGUAACCGGCGUACUCCACGUCAAGGACAACAUUCACGAUUUACACCCACUGGAGCCCACUCCCGAAGAGCUGGAGGAGCAGAAAUCAGCCAAAACGGCAAAACUUCAACCCCCGUCGCACAAUCGCUAUCGAAACGUGAAAUACGAAUGGGGAUCGCUGGACGUGAAUCUGUUUCUGAAAAAGCUUGCCCAGGAUGGCAUCACGGAUAUCAAGGUGGAACAGGGCGGAGUGGACGAGAUCACGUUGCACCUGGCCAGUGAGGAUACGAUGAUCAAGGUAAGCGAAAAGAACACCAGUAUCGUUUGCGGCGGGAAGCAGAGUUUGCGACUGAAGCUGAGGGAUUUGUUGCUGCAAUGCGUGCAAAACUUUUAAGAUGAAUAUUAAUGAAAAAUAAAUAAUAAAUUAUGCAAAAAAGGGCAAA